CGAGAAGGUGGAGUGUGAAAACAAGAAAAUAUAAAUCAAUUAGAGGAAUGAAUCCGCGAUAGUGACGAGACGGCAGAGUUGUUAGAACCAUUCUCGCGCUUUAUCUCGCUCGCUACACACAUGAAACUAAAGGUAAUAGAAACUUUCUCCCGCGUGUGGCCGCAAUGGGCCACUUGUCUCACAGUGGCUCUGAUUGCUACGAGCAUCGGGCUGAUGAUCGGUUGGACGUCACCUUACCUAGCACGAUUGACCGCGGAAGACGCUGAGCUACGUAUAACCGACGACGAGGCGUCAUGGGUCGUUUCUUUGUUCCCAUUUGGACGUUUAUUCGGUGCCACCGCCGGUUCCAUCAUCAUGGAGUAUUACGGCAGCAAAAGAUCUUUGUUAAUAUCUGGAAUACCUAUCAUGAUAAGCUGGAUUUGCAUAAUAUUUGCCGACUCGGCCUUUUGGCUUUACAUGUCUAGAAUUUGCGCAGGUAUCACUUUCGGGAUGUUCUACAGCUGCUUCGCUCUUUACAUCGGCGAAAUAGCAGCGAGCAACAUCCGUGGCGCGUUGGUCAGCACAAUAGUAAACGGAAUGCCACUCGGAUCGUUGAUCGGCAACGUAAUGGGCAGUUACGUGUCGAUGAUGUGUUUCGGACUCGUGAGUCUAAUCCUGACCGUCUGCUUUAUGAUGAUCUUCCCGUUGCUACCGCAGUCGCCCUACUAUUACGUGCGGGACAAUAACGCCAUCGAGGCGAAGAAAACCAUUCAAUGGUAUCGUCGAAAGUCGAACGUGAACGUCGAGUUGGAAGUGAUCGAGAACUUUGUACGAUCCUCCAAGCCGAGCAGCUUGCGCGACAAAAUUGCUCAGAUUACAGAGAGGAAGAAUAGGCGCGCGUUCUCCAUAAUCAUACUAUUGUUCAUUUUCAUGCAACUCAGUGGGAUAAACACCGUGACGUUCUACAUGGAAAUAAUCAUCAGAAGUGCGAAAGUGACGUUGCUGAAGCCAGCGACCGUUGUAAUCAUUUCCGGUGGAAUUGCUAUAGUGGUCGGUUGGAUCAGUGUGUAUCUAAUCGAUCGGUACGGGAGAAGGAUUCUCAUGGCGGUGUCAUGCGGCUGCGUGAUCGCCUCGCUGAUGCUUCUGGGACUGCACUUUAUGCUGCUCGAGCAAAAUUUCGAUCCAAAAGAUCUGGAAUGGCUGCCGAUCGUGGCCAUGAUACUGUUCAUGUUGAUGUCCAUCGGUAUUGUACCGGUUCCGACUACCAUGCUCAGCGAGCUCUUCCCGGACGAUUUAAAGAGCCUCGCCGGUUUCACCGCCAGCAUCACGUCCGCGUUAUUUUCGUUCAUGAGCAGCAGAACCUAUCAACCUCUCGUCGAUCUCAUGUCCGAAAAAUACGUAUUCUGGGUGUACGCGUUCAUCAUGAUCCUUUGCCUGGUAUACUCGAUCAUCGAAAUGCCCGAGACCAAAGGGAAGACAUUGCAGGAAAUACAAGACAUGUUGGCCAGCGAGAGCAAAAAGGGUGGGAGGAGCUCGGAGAUAAUAAAGACGGUACGAAAGCAGACUAUGUCCGAAUACCGACACAUCUGCCAACCACUCACUGUCACCAGAAAACUCAUCAUGACCGAGAGACGUGAAAAAUUAAGGUUUUGGCCGCAAUGGAUUGCUGCUUCUGGAGUGUGGCUACUGGUGACAGAAGUGGGAUUAAUGGGAUCAUGGUCCUCUCCGUACAUCGACUAUUUAAUGUCACCAGACGCUCCGUUUCCGACCACGCUGUCGGAAUUGUCAUGGGUGGUGUCGUUGCUGAACUUCGGACGGUUUUUCGGCGCCGUCGGUGGCGGGAUAUGCAUCCAGUAUUUCGGCAGCAAAACGACCGUCUUUCUCACCUGCGUGCCCAUCUCGUUAGGCUGGCUCUUCAUCAUCCUGGCCAACAGUGUUGAAUGGCUGUACGUCUCGAGAUUUUCCGCCGGCAUUAGCCUGGGAAUGCUGCACGGCUGCUACUCCAUAUAUCUGGGAGAGAUCGCAGAUCCGAGUAUCCGAGGGGCAUUGAUAGCAUUCGGCACAGGCGGACUAGUGACUGGGAAUUUUAUAAUGAGCGUCAUGGGAGCGUAUUUGCCAAUGUCCGUGUCAGCCGCGAUAGCCCUGGCUCCUUGCUUUCUGCUGAUGGCCCUUUUCCUCUGGCUGCCAGACUCUCCUCAUUACCUGAUCAAGAAGAAGCUGGACGAGAAUGCCAGGUCGUCGAUCCAAUGGUAUCACAGAGGCUGCGACGUGGAAUCGCAGUUCACGGAUUUACAGCAGUUCGUGGAGAAUCUGAACAAACAGUCGUUCUCGGACACUGUCAAGGAGCUGAAGGCCGUUCAUUUCCGCAAAUCGAUACUCAUCGUUAUAGUUCUCAUGGUGUACAGUCAAAUAAGCGGGAUUAACAACAUUUCAUUCUACAUGCAGUCGAUUCUAGUGUCGGCGAAAGUCAGUGUGAUUGAUCCAGCGAUAGUGGUGAUCAUAGUGAUGGGAUCCGGCCUCAUCGGGCCUUGUUUAUCGGUGUUUCUGAUGGACAGAUUUGGAAGAAGGAUUCUCGAAAUAAUGUCGUGCACCGGUGUCGCGUUGUCGCUGAGUUUGCUAUCGAUCGAGUUUCAACUGUUGGAUUUCGGUUUCGAUCCGGAAACAGUGGAAUUCUUGCCGAUCGUCGGAUUGAUUGCCUUUUACGUGACAGUUUUCUUAGGCACUACGCUCGUACCAACAGCCAUGCUGGGCGAACUUUUCCCACUUCAUCUGAAACCCGUCGCGUCGUUCGUUAUCAGCAGCUUCGCAGCCAUCGUUUCUUUCAUCUCGACCGCCACUUACGUGCCACUGCUUAAUUUCAUGACCGAACGAUAUCUGUUUUUCUUCUAUGGUCUGUUAAUGGCCACGGCUAUACCGUUUACAUUGAUCUUUGUGCCCGAGACGAAGGGGAUGUCCUUGCAGGAGAUUCAGGAACAAUUGAAAGGGAAGAAUAAAUCUCAAAGUACAUCCAAUGUCAAUAAAACGAAACUCUCUAACGAACAAAACGCGGAAGUAUUUGUUAUCUGUGCCAAUUAAGUUAUCACGCGAGAUUGUAGAUACAAACAGCGUGAUUGCGAAAAUAUUUAAAUAUUUCCUUUUAAAUGUAAUUCUUCUUCUUUUUGUUUUCUCAAUAUCGGCUGUGAUAUUAAUAUCACUAAAAGGAAAGUGAAAUUAUUAUUUUAUAAUCAGACUUUCCAUAACUUUGUUCUAUAUAGCAAUCCAAGAGUUUCGAUACCAUUUCUUAAUA
This is a messenger RNA of Frieseomelitta varia, 3265 nucleotides long. Its product is annotated as facilitated trehalose transporter Tret1-like. Gene Ontology annotation, biological process: transmembrane transport. Lineage: Eukaryota; Metazoa; Arthropoda; Insecta; Hymenoptera; Apidae. The record is from RefSeq and is a predicted model, not a curated record. Gene Ontology annotation, molecular function: transmembrane transporter activity. Gene Ontology annotation, cellular component: membrane. The coding region runs from base 121 to 3054 and encodes 977 amino acids. The transcript has 7 exons.